AUGUUGAUGCAUGCCAUUGUUGGGCUCCCUUUAAGUGUGAGGGGAUUAAGCAUGGGUUACUACAUGAUGAGCUGUCCUUUCGCUGAGCAGAUUGUGAAGAACAGUGUUAACAAUGCUCUUCAAGCCGAUCCCACUUUAGCCGCAGGUCUUAUCCGUAUGCUCUUCCACGACUGUUUCAUUGAGGGAUGUGAUGCAUCGAUUCUACUAGAUUCAACAAAAGACAACACUGCGGAAAAGGAUUCUCCUGCGAAUCUGAGUCUCCGAGGCUACGAGAUCAUAGAUGAUGCAAAGGAGAAAAUCGAGAAUAGAUGUCCAGGAGUUGUAUCUUGUGCAGAUAUUGUCGCCAUGGCUGCUAGAGAUGCUGUCUUUUGGGCUGGUGGUCCAUAUUAUGACAUACCAAAAGGAAGAUUUGAUGGUAAGAGAUCGAAGAUAGAAGACACAAGAAAUCUUCCAUCACCUUUUCUCAAUGCCUCUCAACUCAUUCAAACUUUUGGCCAACGUGGCUUCACACCACAAGAUGUUGUUGCUCUCUCCGGAGCACAUACCCUUGGAGUUGCACGAUGCUCAUCCUUCAAGGCUAGACUUACAACGCCAGAUUCUUCAAUGGACUCUACUUUUGUAAACACUCUCUCCAAGACUUGCAGUGCCGGUGACAACGCAGAACAACCCUUUGAUGCGACGCGCAACGAUUUCGACAAUGCUUACUUCAACGCGCUUCAGAUGAAAUCAGGAGUCCUCUUUUCAGACCAAUCCUUAUUCAACACUCCAAGGACCAGGAAUAUUGUUAAUGGCUAUGCCCUUAACCAAGCUAGGUUCUUCUUUGAUUUCCAACAGGCCAUGCGCAAAAUGAGCGUUCUUGAUGUCAAACUUGGCUCCCAAGGUGAAAUCCGUCAAAGCUGUCGGAGUAUUAACUAG
Messenger RNA from Microthlaspi erraticum, 915 nucleotides. The record is from the annotation of a GenBank genome assembly. Lineage: Eukaryota; Viridiplantae; Streptophyta; Magnoliopsida; Brassicales; Brassicaceae.